Histoplasma mississippiense is the source of this 939-nucleotide messenger RNA. RefSeq lists its product with no specific name. The record is from RefSeq and is a predicted model, not a curated record. The transcript has 2 exons. The coding region runs from base 1 to 939 and encodes 312 amino acids. Lineage: Eukaryota; Fungi; Ascomycota; Eurotiomycetes; Onygenales; Ajellomycetaceae.
AUGGGACGAAAUAGCGUGCGGUCGGACUGUCUCGUGAAUAACCGCGGCGUGGUGACCAUCACCGGAAGCCAGUGUGGGAACGGGAUCGUGGAGGAAGGCGAGGACUGCGAUUGCGGGGGAGAAGCUUCAUGCAGAGGCAACCCUUGCUGCGAUGCCCGAACAUGCAAGUUUAAAGCUAAUGCGGUCUGCGACGAUUCAAACGAGGAAUGCUGCGAAAAUUGCCAGUAUAAAUCCAGCGAGAGUGUUUGCAGGGCUAGCACUGGCCCUUGUGAUCCUGAGGAAAAGUGUACUGGCAAGUCCCCUAAUUGCCCUCCGGACAAAAACAAACCGGAUGGAGAGUCAUGUGGGAACGGUCUCGCCUGUGCCAGUGGACAAUGCACGAGCAGAGACCGCCAAUGCCAAAUGUUGAUGGGUAGUCUGCUCGGCGGCAACGACACGUACUCUUGCGAUGACCGGACGUGCACCUUGACGUGUUCGUCACCAUCCCUACCCCCUAACACCUGCUCGUCACUCAACCAGAACUUCCUUGAUGGAACCCCCUGUACUGCUGGUGGGCGGUGUAAAAACGGCGUCUGCGAAGGCUCGUCGUUUGGAAGAGAAGUCAAGUCCUGGAUCGACAACAAUAGAAGCCUCGUUAUCGGUCUUGCAGCCGGUAUUGGCGGUCUGCUCCUCCUUUCAAUCCUAAGCUGUAUAGUAAGACGAUGUCGAACACGUCGACGCCCCAAGUCGAUGGCCCCAAUGACGCAAGGAGCAGUUUUUUCCCCGCCACCACCUGGGCUUUCGGGAUGGAGAGGACAACAACCGGCAGACCCUCUCAUGUCAUACCCACCGCAGCAAGGCUACGGCCCAGGGGGUCCUAUCGACCCGCCCUUCCCUCCGCCAGCAUACGGAAGUACUGCAGCAGCCCGGGGAAGAAUGCCGUCAGUUCGAUAUGCAUGA